Messenger RNA from Caenorhabditis auriculariae, 312 nucleotides. The record is from the annotation of a GenBank genome assembly. Lineage: Eukaryota; Metazoa; Nematoda; Chromadorea; Rhabditida; Rhabditidae.
AUGAUCACGCCAAGUCCCAAGCAUUAUUGCCAGCCUCAUUUCCCUCUGAAAGUAUACUCAGAGAAGGAUUGGCUUCCUCGAGGCCGACCAGAAGGUCCCUCUUCUGACCAAACACGGUGGCAUCGGCCCCAGCGGGAAGGCAAACCGUCGGGAGUCGGCAGCCGCGGCGAUUGGGCUGGACACGAGCGUCGCUUGCUCGCCUGGGACUCUCUCCUUUUGGCCCGCUCUCUCGCCAUCGCGCUCCAACCUCGAUCGAUGAAGGCAUCCACCACAAACACCCAACCAGCCGGCCACACCCGAAUGCCCGACUAG